AGUUUUAAAUUAAUAUCACGCAAUACAGCAUUCGGACUGCACGGUAUAGGAUAAGGAAGAACAGUAAAUAAUAUUAAAUCGAAAGUUAGAGGAAACUUUAAAGUGAAACAAAAAUAUUCGAGUCGACAGAAAACGUGCCAAUUAUUACAGUGGUUAUGAUCUUGGAAGAUGUUGGAAGGACUAGUUGCUUGGGUUUUGAACACUUACAUCGGAGAAUAUCUGGAGAAUUUGAACACUGACCAGUUGUCCAUUGGUCUCUUGCAAGGUGAAGUGGAGCUUGAAAAUCUUCCAUUCAAAAAGGAUGCUUUAAAAAACCUAAAUUUACCCAUUGAGAUACGUGCUGGUUUUGUCGGGAAAAUAAAACUGCAGAUUCCUGUCCGAAGAUUGAGAAGUGAGCCAUGGGUUAUUAGUUUUGAGAAGCUUUUCUUAGUUGCAGGACCAGUGUCUUGCACAGAGUAUGAUGAAGAAAAGGAAGAGCAAAUUGUUCAACAGAGGAAGCUGUCUCAGCUAGAUGCUUUGGAAGCUAAGUGGAAGGCAGACCAGGAAUCAAAGCAGAAGCAAUCAUAUUAUGCCUCAUCUUACAGCUCCUGGUUAACGUAUGGAACAUCACUAGUAACCAAUAUUAUUGAAAAUCUCCAAUUAAAGAUCAAAGAUGUUCACGUACGUUACGAAGAUGACCAAACAAACCCAGAGUCACCAUUUGCAUGUGGAUUCAUUAUACAUAACUUAUCGGCACAAAGCACAGAUGAAAACUGGACUGCAAAGUUUGUUUCCAGUAGCAGCACAGAUACAAUGAGGAAACUGUUACAGCUAGAUGAUCUGUCCUUCUACUGGGACCCUAGUGCUAUGAUGAUUGGUCAUCAAAACUUUUCUGAUCUUAUCGAAAACAUGUCGACCCAUAUGGACCAUUGUAAAACCUAUACUGGAUCUAUAAAACCUCAUGAUUUCAUCUUAGCACCUGUAAGUGCUAAAGCUCAGCUUCUGAGAAACUGCUCUCCAAAACCUCUUAGAUCAAAAUCCACUCCUCGUCUAGUGUGUGACCUUCAGCUGGGGAAGAUCCCUCUUUCUCUUACGGAGGUGCAAUACAAACAGAUGGUUGAUUGGACCAGAGAACUUGACUACUUGGAUACAACAUGGAAGUACAGAAAGUGGAGACCAAAAGUUUCUGUGAAAGAAAACACUAAAGCAUGGUGGGAUUAUGCAAUAGAUGCUCAUAUGGAGUCUCAAAGACAGAAAAACCAAAGAAGUACUUGGGAUUUUGUGCUAAAAAGAGCAAGAAUGAAUGUUGAAUAUUUUAAAAUUUACCACAUUCAUCUGACACAGCCAAGUAGUUUAACAACAGCAAUGAAGAAUCAGAUGGAUAACAUUGAACAGGAUUUGAACUUUGAAGAAUUGUGUACACUGAGAGAACUUGUUUUUAAAAACGUUACUGCUGAAGAAAAGACUAAAAAGAAAGAAGAAGUUUCACACUCCCGAGGGCAAGGUAUAUUGCAAGGAUGGUUUCCUACGUGGACUGGGUGGUACUCAGAUUCUAAAAUAUCUGGAAACACGGGUAGUGUUGAAGAAGAAUAUGAUGAUACAUUAUCUGGCAGUUCUAAGUCGACAAUAUCUUCUACAUCUUCCCCAACUGAAGCAGAAAUCUUGAAAAACAAAAUAGAGGAAGAAAUCUUGGAUGCCCUCGACAGUGUGGAAAAUGACACUUUAUUGAAACGAGACACGGUUUUUGCCAAAUUGAACUUCUGUCUGCAUUAUGGAACAUUAACAUUAUUUGGCAGUAACACGUCUCACUCAACUGUUUCAUCUCCUCAGAGUCCAACACAGGAUUAUGAAGUUAACAAACCUCUUAUGGAACUUGAAUUUUCGGAUGUGAAGACCUGUAUUGAAACAAGACCACGUACAGGCUCUUUGCUGUUUGAGCUAAAACUGGGAGCUUUGUAUCUUCAUGACAAAGUCACAACAAAUAGCAUAUUCCCAUGUGUGGUUAUGCCACAGAAUAAGGAAGUUAGCUUCUCGUUUCCCAAGGCUGCUUCAUCUUUGGGAGUAUCUGUGAUGACAAAACCGUCUUACGUACGUCUUUCAGGUUUUUCUUCAGCUACAAAUCUAAAACAAACUGUUUCAACAAUAGAACCACUGUUUCAGUUAGUGUAUGAAAAGAAGCCAUUUGGAUCUUCAGCAGAUCACAGGCUAUUGAUAAUGUCUCAGUCGUUCGAGCUCACUUAUAAUCCUGAAGCCCUCAAUACAGUAGUGGACUUCUUCUCACUGUCACACCAUAAGCAGAACUUGAAAAGUCAAUCGGAAGGUCUCAGACUGACUGCAGUAGCCAGGAGUCAGUAUGAACUGUUGAAAAAACAAACUAAAGCUGAACUUAGGCACCGAUUGGAUCAGAUAUUUGAGGGAGAACAGAGAGUUCUGGAGGCAACAAGAUGGGAUAUUCAGCUUGACAUUUCAGCUCCACAAGUGGUGAUUCCAGAAAACUUGUUUGAUCAUAAUGCUGUCUUGGUUGUGGUUGAUUUAGGAAGACUUCAUUUUGUGAAUGCAUCCUCAAAGUUUAAGAAGAAACAGAAAGAAAAAGAAAUUGAAGAGUCUGACGACGAAGACUUCCAGACGCCAUGCUCAACUCCACCAGAAAAUGGAGUAGAAGAAACAGAGAAACCACUUACAUUCACAUUGGAACCAUUCACAUUGGAACAUCAAACAGUGGGUAACUCACUUUAUGGUUCUCAAGCAGAAGUGUCUUUGCUGGAUUAUAUGUAUGAAAAAUAUACAUUAGAGCUGAGCGACAUGCAAGUCCUGGUGGGUCGAGUGAAGGAUAAUAGGAAGUUUGCACAACUGAAAGGGACUAGUGCGAUGCACGUGGUCGACAGGUUUUCCAUUUCUCUUCAGACUGAAAGGAGGUUAUUCUUCACUACAGAUCCACAUUUUCCAGCAGUGACAUUAUCUGGUACUCUUCCUAAGCUGACCUUUCACAUCAAUGAACAAAAGGUACUCUUGAUAACUACUUCUUUGAAAAGUAACAAUGAUCAAGUAAAAGAACUUGGAGAAGACUCUUCUCUGCUAGCCAUGCAGUUCUGUGUAGAACAAUUAUCACUUGAAGUGCAAAGCAGAGGUAGAAGUAUAGCAGAGCUCCAGGUCACAGGGGUCAAAGCUACGUUUUCUAAACGUCCAUACGAAACGUCAGUGACGCUGUGUGUACAUAGUCUCUUACUAAUUGAUGCUCUUCAGACUUAUGGUCCUGAUUUUGAGUUGCUGGUAGCAUCACAUAGACAUGUGAGUAUGGAUAGCAUGAGUGGCAGUCUCAGAGACAGUGAACCUAACUCUCCAACUUCUCCAGCUAGUCCAGAAGCUGCAUAUUCUCCACUUUUGGGACGAUCACCUCCUACUGUGCUGAAUGCUGCUUUAAAGACCUUGCACACAACUUCAGAAAAAGCACGUAAGAUUUCUGCAUCGCCUUUCAGCUCAUCACCUUACUCAAACAAAUAUGAAGAUUUUAUUGAGCCAACAAGUAGAGAUGCCUUGAUCGUCAUGGAGUUCACAGUCACCCAUAAACCAUCUCUGGUUGACAUAGAAAGAGGUGGAGAAACUUUACAGAUUGCCAGCUUACAGUUUAACACACUUGAUAUUACAGCUAAUCAGGAAACUAUAGUGGAAUUAGUGGGGUUUCUUCGCAGAAUCAGUUCUAUUGCCUCAGAAAAAACACCUUCAUUACAUAAAUCAGCAACAGUUACUCCACUUGGCAGCGAAGGAAGCCCAGGGGGUUCCUUAUCGUCACUAGGACACGAUGGUGUGAACAAACAGCAAACAGAUGUAACAGUUCCUUUUGUCAGGACUGAACUGACCUUUGAUUUUCAUCGUCUGAAUGUGCUUUUGUUACGUGCCGUGAGCAAGAAGCAUAAUACUGUUGGGCAGAAGGUUGCUACAGCAACAAUGAGUGGUGCUCAUAUUCAUGCAUCAAUGGGGGAUGGUAUUAGAAUAAGUGGUGACCUGGGUGGAUUACAGGUUUUAGACUUGGCAACAGAAAACACAAAACACCAGAGAAUCAUUAGUGUUGGUUAUGAUCCACUGUCAGAGGUUCAGUUAGAUCUUCUGACUCGUUUGCAGGCUGAUUUGUAUAAACCACUCUCCAAUAUUACAGCUGAAGCUGAACCUCAGAAAGCUUUGACUUUUGUGGUAACUCGUAGCUCUCACGACUGUGCUAGUUCAUCUCCAGUUUUAGAAGCAGAAGGAGGAAGCAUUUUGAAAGAAGACGAGACAGAGACUUUGGAAGUAACGCUGCGAAUGGCCUCGGUUUGCUACACUCAUUCCCCAAGACUUAUUUACGAGCUUGCAUCGUGUGCUGUGGAGUUCAGGGAAUACAUGGUAGCUCUUGCAAGUUCUAUCAAAACAGCGGCUACAGGAGUUGCCAUUGGUAUUGUGACAAGACGUGCCAACAGUCUCUCUGCUUCAUUUCAUGGAGGAAGUGCUGAAUUACUGACAACUCGGAAGCGUCAUGGCAGUGCUUCGGCAGAGGAUGUUACCGAAGAAGUUCCUUGUUAUAUUGGGGAUGAUACAGAAGAAAUAUUAAAUUUAGAGAUCAAACUGGAUGUUUUAUUGCAAACCCCUGUUAUCAUAUUACCAAGUGCACCUGCUAGUGCAGAUGUUCUGGUAGCACAUCUUGGGCAAAUUCGAAUACAAAACCUAAAUUCUGCCUCAUUAGAGUCUCCACAAUUCACCCUUAACAGCUGUGAUUCUUUCAAGUCGGAUUCGUUUUUUGUGGAGAUCCGACAAAUGAACCUUUAUUCUCUAAACAUUGAAAGAAAUAUCAGAACUACUUCAACGGGGAUAAAUAGCUUCUGUAGUGGUCCUGAAGUUAGUUUAAUGCCAGUGCAACACCUUUAUUCUUGUGCUCAGAAUGGUUUUCCUAUUCUCCAUGACACCAUUAUAGAGUUCACAGUUGCAAAGCAAACUGCGCCAUCGGAGAUACAUUCUGAAGACACACAACAGAAUUUCAUAUUUGAUGAAGAGGGUAUGAUACACCAUGAUAUCUACAGCAGGAAAGACACAAUUAAACUAACUGGUCAAGUGGUCACCCCUUUGAAGGUUAUCCUUUCGAAACCUCAGUAUGAACAAGUGCUGAAAACCUUAGACAACUUGACCUUUGACGGUUACGACCAGUCAAGAGAUCUUUCAUCAGAACAUUCCUUGAAUACUGUAAUUGAAGAAAAGGAUGAAGAUGCGGGACUUUAUCCAAGUGUUUCAGCACUGAAAUUAGAUGAACAUUUUGAAAACCAGAGAAGACAUUCCAAAACAAAGUUACCACAAGAUGAAAUCCAGAGUCGAAACCUAACUUCAGUUUGUGCCUAUUUCACAGUUCCAGAGUUUGUAGUAGGGUUACAAGGGGAUCUUGAAGAACAAAGUAUAGUGAAUCUUAUUUUCAAAGAGUUCACUCUGAACUAUGAGAAGGAAGAUCCAUAUGAAACACUGAUACAGGUGUCUCUUCAUUCUCUGUUAAUGGAAGAUUGUCUUGUACCUUCACAUUCCAAGCAUCGCUUUAUAAUGGUAUCAUCGAGUAAGGAGUCAGCAUCCAGCCAUUCCUCAACACCUACCAAAUCCCUUUUCUUGUCUACUUCUUGUCCAGAUAUGACAGAUCAUUUGCCUUUAGUCAUGAGUCAUCCUUCCUUGCCAGAUCGGUUACACACCCAAAAUAUCUUUAAAGUACAUCACAGCAAGACAGCAUCAUUGCGAGGUGUUAAACUAUCUACAAAGAAAUCCUUGGACAGACUAAUAAAACCAUCGUGUCCAUCAACUCCUCCCCCAUCUCCUUCAGGUCAAAAAAGUCUACUACAACUCCCCAGUAGUUCUUCAGCUCAGGAUGCUUUAGUUCACAUUAAGGCAUUGCUUGUGGAUAAGAAAAGUCCAAAGUUUUGCACAAAAUAUAAUGCUACCAACAGAUUCAUCGAUGUUGACUUCAGCUGCUUGGAAACCGUAGUAAAUCUGAAGACAUGGGUCAUGGUGCUUGACUUUUUUGGUAUUGGCUCUCAAGUACCUGAAGUUGCAGAUCCUGUUCCUCAACGUAGCCAAUGUAUAUCUCGACAGAGCAGCUUGGCAGAGGAAGUAAGAAAGCAAGAGGUUGAAACCCAGAUGGAGGUCAUCAACUCCGAAAUUAAACUAAACAUUCACAGCUUAACCUUGGUUCUGAACAAGGAGUAUGAGCUAGCCAAAGCUAAUGUGUCUCAUUUCACCUCCCACAUAACCCUCAGAGACAGGAACUUUGCUGUGCAAGGUAAAUUAGGGAGCAUGUCGUUACUUGACCUCACUCCUUACGGACAACUAUACAGAGAGCGGUUUAUGACUUCUGGUAAUGAAGCUCUUCAUUUUGAUAUAUUCAAAUAUGGGACUCCAGAUCCACAGCUAGAUAGACAGUAUGACAUUAGAGUCAAGUGUCAAAUGGCAUCUGUUCGAUAUGUCCACACACAUCGUUUUUAUAUGGAAACAGUAGCCUUCUUUCAGCAGUUUAAUCAGCUUCAGGACUUGAUGAUGAGAAUACGGGCUGCAGCCACCGGAGCAAUGGUGAACACUGAUGUUAUCCGUGGAUCCCGUAUCCUUGUGGAUAUACAAGCAGCUUCUCCUGUGAUUGUUGUACCUCACAGCCAUUUCUCACGGGAAGUGUUGGUUGGUAACCUGGGACAGUUAACUGUGUCUAACAGCUUCCUGUUCACUGGAAGUUCUGGAACCAUUAGCAUCCAGCAAAAAUCUCCUUCUCCUGAAGUCAAAAGUUCCAUUUCUUCUGACCCGAUGACUACGAGCGUGUAUGGAAGUCUUGACAAUGCUAGCGAAGAGAAAAUAUCUAUACAACAUUCUGUUGCUACAUCAAUUUCUGAAAACCAUUUGUGCUUGCUUGAUGUGAUGAAUGUGGAACUGUCCGACAUGUUUCUCUAUUCUGCUGUCCACACUAGUAGAGAUGCUCCAUAUCCAGGUUAUGAACACAAAGCAUCUCCAGGAGAGGUUGUAGAUAAUGACCAGUUUUGUAUAGCAGACCUUCAUUUUCCUUCCUAUUUGAUUUGUCAUCAGGGUGGUCGACUACUUAAAGAAAAAUUCAUGCUCAAGCUUCAGGUGGAGAGGAAUCUUGAUGGUGCUAUCUGUCACAGUGUUCCGGACAUAACAGUUGUGGGAAGUUUCUCGUCGGUGCACUUUACUGUUGACCUUACCCAGUACAAACUGAUUCGUGGAAUUUUAGAUCAUAACUUGGGAGAACCUCUCGAACAGUUCCUAACAACAAUAGAAAAAUUAGAAGAACCAGGAAUCCAGACAACAUCUGGACAGACCUGGACUUCCAUAGCCUUUCACAUGGAUUUAAUGAAUGUAAUAGUUGAGCUAGUACAACGAAAUUCACACCCUAAAUGUGCAAACUCUGAAUCACGGUUAGCAAAGUUCAACUUUAUCAAGUCUCGCUUGUCUUUCGAGGGAUAUUCCGAUCAAAGCAAAGAUGUUGACCUCGUAUCUCAUGAAAUCAGAGUUUCAGAUACUAGAUAUCAAGAUGCUCCAGCAAAUACACGACCCAACUUGUUCACAAACAUUUUACAACCUAGCAAACACAAGUCAGAAGUUUCUCCUCUUCAAGUGGAAGUCCAUUAUCGAUCCACGCACGACUUUGCUCGUUUCACUAUUUUGUUAAACAACAUGAGAGUUAUGGGAAUUGUUGAUUGGUUGAAAAAUGUACUGGAGUUUCUCUCAACCUCGGCAGACAAACCGGUGACACUAGAGAAAAGCAAGGCCUCUCUUGCUCAUCCAAGCCUUAGUGAAAGCAUCAGGCAAUCAUCAGUUUUUACAAGGUCUUCUCAAGAGAAAGAUGAAGUUCCUUUUGAACUCAGUCUAAACGUUACAGACACAGAACUAGUGGUUAUUGAAGACUCAGCUACGUGGGACACAAGUGCUGUUAUUCUUAAGUCCACUGCUGUUAUUGCCUUUAAACCCUGCUCCUUAGAUAAGCCACUCUCCUGCAUUCUUCAAAACUUGGAAGUAUUUUCUUGUAUUCUUGGUCUGGAGGAAGACACGGCUCUCUCGAUUAUCGAUCCUGUAACAGUGAAUGUGGACGUGGUUCAGAAAUUAUCAUCACCGUCAUAUAGAAGAGUAUCAUCUGAGCUGGACAACACUGGUCAUACCCUAGAGGUGUCAGUUAACAAUUUGAACCUGAGGCUCUCGUACUAUGACAUGCAAAUGUUUCUACAGAUGUUUGAAUCAAUCCAACAACAGACUGGUAUUAACACGGCAGAAGUAUCAAAUAAGAAUCAUUUUCCAACUUUUCCAGAAUCAACUAUCAGAUCACUUCAGGAUACUGGCUUUUCACAGGCUGAUUGUAUAAAAGCACUAGAAAUGUCUGAUGGACAGCUGAACGAUGCUGCCUUAUGGCUGUUAUCAAAUGCUUCUCCUUUAUCACCUACUGAAGCCAUACCACUCAAGUCAAAUAGAGACAAGAGAAUGAACAUUGAAAUGAUGGAACUUAGACUUGGAUGUGGAUGUUUAUGUAUUAUUGAUGACUGUAAAGACUCUGAUGUCCCUCUUUUGGAACUGACUGUUAAAGAUCUGAGAGUUCAGCAGAAGCAAGCUCCAAACGAGGGGAUCUCGACUUUCCAAAUUUCCGUAGCAUAUUACAACAGAGCCUUGUCAGGGUGGGAGCCCGUUGUUGAACCAUGGAGGUGUAAAACAAAAUGGUCAGCAGGCCCCAAUUUAUAUGGCAGUAAGAAAUUCUCUAUGAAAGUGGAUGCUGAAGAUGUUCUGAAUAUUUGCAUAACCAGAAGCUUGUUGGAUCUGUAUAGCAUGGUGAAGAAAACAUGGAGUGAAGAGUACUACAAAGACUUUGAGAAAAAUAGUGAGCCAGCAAAGAAAGGAAUUUCUAGUCGUGCUUAUAGACGGAGAUCACCGUUUGUUCCAUUCGCUUUACAAAACGACACUGAUUGCAAGUUAAAGUUUGCAACUGUGAUCUCAUCGUUAGAAAGGAAUACAAAGGAGCCACAUUACAUGAAUUUCCACCAAGUUGCUGAUUCUGGUCUAUCCUGGAUAGAUGCCUAUCCUGGCCAGAUUAUUCCUUUUAGUUUUGAAGAACGUGAUAAAAUGAGACACAGGGACUCUCAUCAAUUAAAGAUUCAUCAGCUCAUAGUAAAGAUUGAUGGCCUUCGACAAGUGGCACCUGUGUCCGUUGACCGAGUAGGGGUUUACUUUCGAGAAACAAAACCAGAAGCCAGUCGAUUGACAGUUGUGAGAGAUGAACCCCCAGUCAGAGUAGUGUUUGCUGUGAAGUUGGAGGGCAGUGCUCGUAAGUUAGUGACUGUACGGUCAGCACUGCAGAUUAGCAACCUGUUGAAGGAAGCUGUAGAAAUCAAAUUAGAAAAUACUACGUUAAAGUCAGUGUCUGCACACACUCUCUUCCUUCUUCCCCAUACAAAUCUUUUCAUGCCUCUCCAUUUUGUCCAUGCCAACAUUUGGGUUAGACCUGCCGAUCGUCAGGUAACUACGUGUGACAGUCCUAUCAGAUGGCAACACGUAAGCAGACCCAGGGAAAUAAAUGGAACAGUCAAGUCAUGUUCUCCGUUGUAUGGGUCAAAAGAACGAUACAGGUUUAGUGUUAUUGUGAAGCGGGAAAACUUUCCUGCAGAAAGAACUUCUGAACCCGGUAUGAGGGGAUCAACGUCGUCAAGUUCCUUGACCAGAUCAACUACACCACCAAGAAGACUACUCGUUAAGCCUGGCCACAAGAUUUUCUUUAUUCCUUCACUGGUUGUAGUUAACCUUUUACCCUAUGACCUUCAUUACUGUGUCAGAGAUGCAGAUAUAAAGGGGUGCAUCAAGCCUGGAAAAAGUACCGACUUACAUUCUGUGAAUAUAUCUGAAACUGUCAUAAUUGGAUUCUAUCUGGAAAACUUUCGGCGAUGCACAGAUCUAACAAUUCAUUCUGGUACGAAAGAAUUUCUGGCGCAGGUGGAAGUUUGUGACUGUCUGAGUCGAUUGUUGGCUCUCCAAGUUCGUGUGGUGCCCAUUCACAACUGUGCUUUAAGAAUCCAUGUUUCUACCCCCUAUUGGCUGGUAAACAAGACUGGAUUGCCCCUUGUGUUUAAGCAGGACGAAGCUCAGCAGGAAGCUGCUGGACAGUUUGAAGAGCAUGAACUUGCUAGAAGCAUGUCUCCACUAUUGUUCUCAUUUUCUGAUACAGAAGCUCCUGUCAUGUGUAGUAUGAGAGUCGGCAAAUCCCUUCAUCCAAACGGUUACUCUCAUUGGUGUAAAAGGUUUCACCUUAACCAAUUAUUAAGGUUCAAAAGUUUUAUGAAGAGUGUUUUACUGAAACUACCAAAUGCAGUACCAAACAGAAAUAUGGACAAUUUUGGAAUUUUUGUCUUUUGCUCAAUUUUUCAGCAAGGAAAAGCACAAUUUGGGGGUUUCAUGAACUAUACAUGUAGGUUUUCCAAUUACACAUUGUCUGCCAUGCCCAAAUCAAGUCUUCCAUUUCACUGGCCUCGACUCGACUUGGACUCGUUGCUGUGUGUUAGAUUAUCAAACAUCCCAGAUUGUUAUUGGUCAGGUGGAUUUCGUAUUGACGACAUUCAAUCAUUCCACGUGCAUAUGAGAGAAAAUCAAGGAAAAUCACAUUUUCUACGUGUUGAGGUAAUUCUCCAGAAUGCCACAUAUUUUAUUGUGUUUACUGAUGCAGACAAGAUGCCUCCACCGAUCCGUAUAGACAACUAUUCCGAAGUCCCUAUUGUUUAUUACCAGACACACAUCAGGGAAGAACGGCUGAAAACAAUAAUACGGCCUCACACCACAGUUCCUUAUGCUUGGGAUGAACCAACAUUUUCUCCUUACAUUACUUGUUGUGCCCCCGGUGAUUGUAGUGCAUCGUACAAUAUGGACAGCUUUGGUGAAGGCAGUAAACUCUAUUAUGAAAACUUUAUUUAUGUUGCUUUCACUGGAACAUUUCUCAGGGCUGAUGGGAUAAAUGAUUCGAUGCUGUUCUCCUCCAGUGAUCUCACAGGGCAAGAGUUAGUACUGGAUGUUCCUUUUGGGACACGGGUUAUUCUUAGUCGAAAAGAGCAAGGAAAAAGAUCUCAAUUGUGGCGCAUGACAUCAACAGAAAUGCUUCAACAUGAAGGUUCAAGUCCACCACGUGACCCCCAUCGAUCAACUUCUGUGGAUAACGAGAGAGUCCUUGUGUUGGACAUUGCUGGAUUGGGCCCUCUACCUGGAGAGUUUGUCCCGCUUAUGUUACGUAAACCAGACAAACGACGACGCUUGACUCAGACUUGGAGGUUUACUGAAAAUGGACGACUGUGUUGUGGACUUUCAAAUUUGUUUGUACAAGCAAAGGAUGGUUUCAUGGGGUUAAAAAUAGGGAAUGAAGUUGUUAUUGGACCUACCCAACCUGUUACCUUUAAGACUAUGCAAAAUGGUGUACCUGUUGAACAGGCUUUGAGCCGACAGAAACUUCGAGGUGGAUCAGGUGUGCUGGCCGUAAAGGUCGUGGCGGAUGGACCAACACGUGUUCUACAAAUAACUGACAUCAGACAAAAGCAACUAGUAUCCUUAACUUCAUCGACCUCAGAUUGGGUUGUAUUAGAAGAAAGAGAGAGGCCCCGGCUUUCGUCACAAGAGGCCUCUAAAGCCCCAGAAAGCAGCAAUGACACCUCAAGAUCGACACAUGAUCUUCAACUUUGUUUUCACCUCUCAAGUGGUCUUGGAGUAUCUGUAAUCAACCACUUGAGUGAAGAGUUGGUGUAUUUAUUGCUCAAUAACAUCAUGGUAGAGUUUGUCCAGAAUGCCAGUGGUCAGACCUUAGACUGUAGUGUUCAAAACCUCCAAGCAGACAAUCAGCUCUUGAAUGCAGAACAACCAGUUAUGCUUUACGUCACUCCUCAGGAUAAAACGGAUCACCUACGUCACCUGCCGGCAGUGUACAUCACCAUUCAACGAUCCUCCAUGCCGGAUAUUAAUGUUCAGAUCUUUAAGCAUUUGCUUGUAACUAUAAAAAACUUAACACUCAACCUAGAGGAGCUACUCUUACUGAAACUGCUUCAAUGUUUUGGUUUCGACCAGUCAGACAUCGAACUGGAGAAGAUGGAUGAAAACGAUAGUCAGGCCCAAAGGGCCCUAGCUGCUGCUGCUUCUGCUCAUGCUCAACGUUAUUACUUCAGCACUCUGAAACUCCACAUGCAGCAGCUACGAUUAAGUGUUUUGACAAGUGGACAGUUGCCACCUGAACUUCGCCAGCUGAAACACAAAGUUGGAUGGCAUUUGAUUCGUUUCGAAGAUGCUAUAGUAGAACUAGAUCCAUUUCUCCGUGUUCACCCAUUUGAAACUCUCCAGUUCUUGUUGGAUGAUAUUUAUGAGCACUAUAGAGAGGAACUUAAAAGCCAGGCAAUUAAAAUUCUUGGGGCAAUAGACUUCUUGGGUAACCCUCUAGGCCUUGCAAAUGAUGUUUCUCAUGGACUUGUAGAACUUGUGAAAGAAGGAAACUUCGGUGGACUUUUCAAAAAUGUUACCCAUGGCUUGUCCAACUCUGCUGCUAAGGUAACAGGCUCUCUGUCAGAUGGCCUUGGAGUUGUUUCGAUGGAUAAACAUCAUCAGGAGAUGAGGAAACGGAUCCGUCAGGAUACUGCUAGUGCUGGGAGCGAUCACCUCGUAGCUGGACUGAAAGGGCUUGGGAUUGGCUUACUUGGCGGAGUCACUAGUAUUUUGUCACAGACGUAUGAAGGUGCAGCCUCUGAUGGGUUUCAGGGAUUUUUUGCAGGCCUAGGAAAAGGCCUUGUGGGAACAGUCACCAAGCCAACUGUUGGAGUUUUAGACUUUGCUUCCGGUGCAGCAAGUGCUUUGAGGGACACUAGUCGUAGAAGUUCCCACAUCCUUCCUACUAGGUGUCGUCUUUCCCGAUUAUGUGUUGGACCAGGAGGGCUAUUACCUGUGUAUUCUGAGCAUCAAGCCCUAGGUCAGGAGUUUCUCUUUCAGUUAAAUGAUCGGAACUUCAACGAAUUUUUUGUAGCAUACGAACAACUGCUGGCAGGAAGCGAGGACUUGCGAGCUCUCAUCUCCAGUGAACAAGUUUACAUUCUUAGUCGAAAAACCCCAUCAGUCAACAAAGUCAUCCUCACUGUCCCACUAGGGGAGCUGUACUACUGUUGUACUGUUAAAUCUACCACUGGAGUUCUGGGUCAAACCAAGAUUUACUUACAGUUUAAUAUGAACACUGAUGAAAUUUUACCUCUUUUGAAUACCACCAGUAAAGCUUCUAAAGGACCUCAAGUUCGUUGUGACUCGCAGGAGAUAGCAGAUCGGGUUUCUCAACAAGUUAAUUAUGCUAAAAGCCUAUUUGAAGACAGAAGGAAUACAGUUGUCAUAGGAGAUGAAAAACCCGAGGAGCUGGACCAAGCCUAGUCUUUAACCGUUCCUGGUUUUCUUAUAACUAAUUUUUUAAAAUUUAAAUGUUCAGGUGCUCAUUAAACCAGUUAGAGGUUCUCUACAAUAUUGGUAGUUUAUUAAUGAAAGUAAUUGGGUUUAUAAAUAAUAAUAAUAAUAAUAAUAAUACAAAUAGGCAACUGGUUGAUAAACUUCAAAAUUUAUUACAAAAGAACAAUUUGCUAUAAAUAGUAGGUUUAUCAGAACAAAUAUCUUAGAUACAGUAUUUAUCUGUGAUUUAGAAAUCGGGAGAAAUCCUCUAAAUACGUGUGUCAAUCUUCUCAAGGUAGUAGACAAACUUGUAUACUGUGUUGUAAAAUAUAUUCGGAAGAAAUAACAUUGUAAAAAGUCUGCUACAGCUGGUCAUAUUGUAUAAAUUUAGACAGUUUCACUUUCAUGCCAUAUUAAAGCCUAAUAGUUGCUUCACCAGUGACUUUGUAUGCUGUGAAAAGUUAAAGGAAGAGAGGCUGCUCUCUCUUUACUCCAGGCAGUGCAGCAAAUGAUAAACUAAGACAAUUGUGAUGAUGCCUUAAAUGAGUAAUCUAUUUCAUGCUGUAACAAUGUUGACUAAUAUCUUCCACCAUUAAGUUAAUUACUAUGUUACCCAUUCUUUUGACAGUGGCUUCAAAUUGAUUUAUAUAUAUUUGUUGUUCCUGUAGCCCUAACGUUAAUUUGAUAUCUACUAUUUUGAGCUCACAACUUACUAUGAUCACGUCAUAUCAAACUGGACAUUUGAAUUGAAUUGAUAUCUUGAAAACUUCGCAACAAAAGACCUGGAACAGUGAAUGUAUAGUUAUAGAAUAUUUUAGUUUUAAUAUAGUUUUUGAAAAACUAUCUUUAUCAUUCUUAGUUCUAAGAAAAGAUGUAAAAUGAUAUAAAAGUCAGUGUUUUCUUCCCACGUAGGAAGCUGUUAAAUACCUUUAAAUGUACUUAUUUUUGAAACCUGUCAUAGUCAGUUGUGUUCUAAGUGCUCAAAAAAUAUAUAAUAAUUACAUAUAUAUAUAUAUAUAUAUAUAUAUUCCUUUCACACGAGGAAAUUGUAAGUAGUAGGGAACCCUAAAAAUAUCUGUUCAUAUAAAUCUUAGUCUUCAGUAUCCCUGUAGCUUUCUUCACUUCAGCAGGCUUUGGUUUGUGCACAGUUUAUGCCUCAGUUAUUGUGGUUCUGUUUUCAGUUUUAAAAACUUUCAAUGAUAUGAGAAGCAACUUUUUAAGUUUGAAAAAAUUUAACUGACUUACAUAAACCCAGAUUGUCUUCAGGUUACUAUUUCACUGUAAAAAAAAGUUGUUUUACUGACAUAA
Molecule: messenger RNA, 14712 nt
Organism: Limulus polyphemus (Atlantic horseshoe crab)
Lineage: Eukaryota; Metazoa; Arthropoda; Merostomata; Xiphosura; Limulidae
Gene: Vps13D
Product: vacuolar protein sorting-associated protein 13D-like
Exons: 78
Coding region: 169-13392 (4407 amino acids)
Biological process (GO): mitochondrion organization; protein targeting to vacuole; protein retention in Golgi apparatus
Cellular component (GO): extrinsic component of membrane
Molecular function (GO): protein binding
Source: RefSeq, a predicted model, not a curated record